AUGGCAGCUGCAGCAGGAGAGCCCAUUCUCAACUAUGGCCCUGCCGCGCCCCAUGGGCCCAACACGACUGACCGACGCACAGCUGGGCAAGACUUUGAUAUCAGACAGGACAUGAGCGAGAACGAGGCCAGCGUCUUCCAUGCCCUUCUCCAUCCCGACGACUUGUACACGCAAAAUGGCACCUACUGGGCCGAUCUGCCCCUGGGUCAGCGUGUGAAGUUUGUCGCCCAUGUGGACAAGCAAGAAGCCCAAGAAGAAGCCAGCUUCUUCUGGGACAUGUUCAAAAAGGAUCCAUUGGCCCCUGUGUCUCACUACUUCCGCACCUGUGUCAUUCCCGGUGCUGGUCUGGGUCUUGAAGGCUACGUGUUGUUCUCCAUUGGAAAUGUACGGCCGCUGCUCCAGGCUUCGUUUCCCAUGUGCUGGAAGACGUUUGAGAUAUGUAAUGAGACAUGGACGCAAGCCAUUGACUACCUUGAAAUCUGCGGUAUCAUUGUUGGUAAGUCAAAGUCACAUGAAGAUGAAACAAGCAGAUGCUAA
Messenger RNA from Plenodomus lingam JN3, 537 nucleotides. Lineage: Eukaryota; Fungi; Ascomycota; Dothideomycetes; Pleosporales; Leptosphaeriaceae. The record is from RefSeq and is a predicted model, not a curated record.